Molecule: messenger RNA, 11245 nt
Organism: Pocillopora meandrina
Lineage: Eukaryota; Metazoa; Cnidaria; Anthozoa; Scleractinia; Pocilloporidae
Source: the annotation of a GenBank genome assembly
CUUACAAACAUCAGAUCAUCGUUCUUCGGGUGGGUAAGGUGUUUUCACGUUUGAUCGCGUCCCGUUUUGUGGUUGAGGUUUCGUGUACUUGUUCCGUUUCAGUUCUGUGUUUUCUUUGCUAUGUCUUACGCACCUUUUCUUCGGCUGUGUCGUGGUUUUGUUGGCAGACAAGUUUUAGGACCGAUCUUCGCGCGAAACAUGUCAAACGGACAAAAACAAAAGGUUCUAGUUACACGAAACGUACCUCAAGCUGCUAUUGAAAUAAUCAAGUCAUCUCAGAGGUAAAUAUCGUCUUAUAACUUGUCUAGAAUAGCGAUUUCUCCGACAAAAUCUUUUAAAUACGAUUUCACACAUACAAAAUUUGACUUUAGAACUUGUACACGUGUACAGAAUUUUAGACAACAGGAAUAGAAUAGUAGUAUUUUAGUUGUCAUUGUUUGUUUACUCUUCCAUUGAUAUGGAAUUAAUUCGCUCUUAAAAGUAAUGUGUUUACUAUUUCUGGGGAAAUAUUAGUCAGUUAUUGUUGUCUUGUUUCAAGUGCGAAGACUUAACGACAGAGGUUUCGUCGUCUACGGACAAUUAAAUUCUGAUAAAUUGUGCCCUGGGCCACAAGUUCGUAAUUUUAUGCGCCAUCGCCUUAAAUUCUUAUGCUCAUGGAAGAGAUUAACACGUUAUUCUUUGGAAUUAUCUACACAUGAUAAAAAAAAAAACAGGGAAUAAGAUCAGAAUUAAGCACAUCAGCAUAUUUUUAUCUUUAUAAAACAUUUAAUUCUUAAGGCUAGUUUGUAAAGAAUUGCUUUGCUGUAGGAAGGAAAAAUUUUGAUUUGGAGCUAACAAUAGUUCCUCAGGACUAACUAAAAGUUAUCUUAAUUUUUCCGAGGAACCAAUAUGGCCUUUUAAUAUGUGUAUCACAUAAAGAUGAUGUGAAACAAAAUGCAACAAAGACAAGAAACAGUACAUAGCAAUUACUAAUUAACAUAAUUUAUUGCAAUGAUUCAUUCUAACUUAAGUUUAGUACUUGGAGUGUUUCUCCUCUCAUACUCUUAUAUACACUCUUAAUACACAUAAAACAUUCUAAAGUAAAGCUUAAGUCUGAAACUCCCAAGAUCUUUUUGUUAAUUCUCCCCUCCAGCUCUACACAUUUCUUUAUAAAUUAGUUACAAGAAUUUGGUUUUAGAUCUAGUUAACCAAUUCAAACCUGAUGAGUUUGAGUAUUCUUGUGACUAAAUUGCUGGAUAAUGUAUGAAUGUUAUCAGGAGUUAUAUAUUAAUAACUUUUGGGAUUUAAGGGUUAGGGGAUUUGCUGUAUGUUGCAUUAAAAAACUUCUUGUCUUGUGUGAAGCUGUGAUCUGGACUAUUGGGACUCAGAAGAUCCAAUUCCAAGAGAUGAACUCCUGAAGCGAGUAGCUGGUCUUGAUGGACUUUACUGCCUUCUUACGGAAAAAAUAGAUUCUGAGUUGCUGGAUACUGCUGGUGGGUUAACGAAUGCAAGAAAUGAAAAUAAAAAUUGUAGUGUGGGGAUAUUUAACCAUGAGUUAAUUAGAUUAGUUAGAAGUACUCUUUAGUAUAAAUAAUUAUGUACACAUUCUGUUAAUAGCUUUUGUGGAUUUGUGAAACUGCUUUUGACCCUUUCCCCCCCCCCCCCAAAAAAAAAAAGCAACUUUGCACCCACCCUUUGCCCAAAAACAGUUAACUGAUAACAAGUCAAGGUUUCUGUUGGGUUAGGGGAGGAGUAGGUGGGCAGCUACUUAGAUAUUGACAUUAAUCUAUAAGUUCGUACAGAAAGAAUCUCACAUUACAUUGACAGUACCUUGUGAAAAACUUUUUAGCUGUAGCUCCCCUCUGCUUUACCCCCUUGGCUUUACCCAUGGAUUGAAAAUAUAUAAAACAUUCCUCUUCCUUCCUUGUUGGUUAAUUCUGCUGAACAGAAAACUGAAAAAGUAGUGAGAAAGAUGUACUUGUCUCUGUUAUCCAAUGUAGGACCUCAGCUGAAAGUUGUGAGCACCAUGUCAGUGGGUUAUGAUCACAUCAGUUUACCAGAAACAACGAAGAGGUGAGGAUUCCAGGUUAAGAGAGUAGGUUCAACACAUGAUGGUUUUGUAUAAUGGACAACGUACUUCAUUCUCACAGGAAACAAGGCUUUCUCUGAGGAGAAUCUAUUCAGUGCUUGAAAAUGAAUUAUUUUAGUUGCCACAGUGAUAAGAAAAAUAUUGGGGAAAGAUGUUUUAUCGUUAUGUCAUGAGAGCAGGACUAAAUUCACAAUGAGGAAUCAAACCUCAGACCUUCAGAUUGCGUGCUCUGAUGCUCUACCACUGAGCCACAGAAACUCUAUGGUGAGUGAGACGUCCUGCAUGCUGCGAGGAUCAGCAAUGUUGACAGUGUCAUGUUUGUAAAUAGAAUAAGAAAGAUGGGAAGUUUUUAGCUCGGUAAAGAAAUAGAGAAAGGUGUUUUUUCCUUAUGAGCAUGGGGUCAAUUCCUUGUGGGGACUCAGAAUUUUUCUCUUUCCUGUGCUUGCAACAAAAAAAAAACUUCUUUCUUUAUUUGUUUACAGAGGUCAAAAGUUACCAUCUCUCUUAUUCUAUUUACCAAAGAGAAUUUUUUUGUGGCUACAUUUGUAUGGAAAGUCACCAAUUUGAUGACCUGCAUUCUGCAAUCAUAUAGCAAGUUGUUAGGUUUUUGUUGUGUAGUAUGUGUAGUCUAAAGUCAGGGUGUGUAAAACUUUGUAUAUAGCACUAUCAUAGUUGUGUUGCUUUCCUACAAAAAAAAAAAGAAACAUUUUGAUUUUUUGCCGUGAUCUUAUGUUGUGAGGUUGCUACAUAACAUAAAUUUGAUUUUGACUAGAUUCGAGUGGAGCAUCUUGGAAUCCUCCUAUGAUUAGAAGCAACUUGCAUUUUCUUGCACUUCAAGCAGUUUGCUUUCUCAUUUGCUACCUAGGAUGUUUCCUUUGUUCUCAUUGACUCCUUAUAAUGUUUUUGUUUGUUCUCAUUGGGUCCUUAGGAUGUUUCCCAUGUUCUUAUUGGCUCUUGUUAUGUUUCCUUUGUUCUCAUUGGCCCUUGUGAUAGCUUUAGUUUUGAUUUUACCACACUCAAUUGAAAUGUGCUUAGAUACUUUAUAAAGAAACCAAAAUAAAUAUAAUUUUCCCAAUCUAAUUGGUAACAUUUUAUUUUCAGGGGUAUUGCUGUUGGCCACACUCCAGGUGUACUAACAGAUGCUACUGUAAGUAUUUAGUCAAUGGUUAAAAUAGAUGAAGUGUAAUUUCUCCUUCAGGGCCAUUUCAACAUUACAUGAGACAAUGUAAAUGUCAGGGUAGAGCUGACAGAAGCUUUUGUUUUCUGAAACAAUGCAGAACAAAGCAAGCUGAGUGAGUUGAAUGACAAAAGCAAAAACAUCCUCAAGAUUUUUUUUUUGCCUUUUUUUAUGGAGGACACAAAAAACAUGUUGAAAUUUUUGGGUUUGCUUUGGUCAUCUACAUCUAAGCUGUACUGUAUAUCCAUCCACUUGUGAUUACGCCUGGUGAAAAUAUUUGAAGGAUCUUUAAGGAUCCUUAAAAAUCUUCAUAAGGACCCCUGAGUAUCCUAUUAAGGAUCUUUAUGAGGUUCUUUGGAAAAUCUUCAAAGAUCUUCUUGAUCUUUCAUUUUCUUGCAAAGAUCUUCAAGGAUCUUUCAUUUUCCUUUCAAGAUCAUUGAAGAUCUUGACAAGAACUUUGAAAAUCCUCAAAUGAUCUUUGAAAAUUAUUUGAGGAUCUUCCAAAUUCUUGCCAAGAUCUUCAAGGAUCUUUCAUUUUCUUGCUAAGAUCUUCAAGGAUCUUUCAUUUUAUUCAGAGAUCAUGCCAAGAACUUCAAAGAUCCUUGAAAGAUCUUUAAAAAUUCUCUGAGAAUCCUCAAAAUUCUUGAUAAGAUCUUUGAGGAUCUUUCAUUUCCUGCCAAGAGCCUUAAAGAUCUUGACUGGAUCUUCAAAGAUCCUGACAAGAACUUUGAAAAUCCUCAAAUGAUCUUUGAAAAUUAUUUGAGGAUCUUCCAAAUUUUUGCCAAGAUCUUCAAGGAUCUUUCAUUUUCUGGCCAAGAUCUUCAAGGAUCUUUCAUUUUAUUCAGAGAUCAUGCCAAGAACUUCAAAGAUCCUUUAAAGAUCUUUGAAAAUUCUCUGAGAAUCCUCAAAAUUCUUGAUAGAUUCUUUGAGAAUCUUUCAUUUCCUGCCAAGAGCCUUAAAGAUCUUGACUGGAUCUUCAAAGAUCUUGACAAGAAUUUUGAAGAUCCUUAAAAGAUCUUUGAAAGUGUUUGAGGAUCUUUCAAAUUCUUGCCAAGAUCUUCAAGGACCUCUCAUUUUCUUGCCAAGAUCUUCAAGGAACUUUCAUUUUCUUGCCAAGAUCUUCAAGAAUUUUUUCAUUUUCUUGUCAGGAUCCUUGAAGAUGUUGCCUGGAUCUUCAAAGAUCUUGAGAAGAAUUUUGAAGAUCCUUAAAAGAUCUUUGAAAAGUAUUUGAGGAUCUUUCAAAUUCUUGUUAAGAUCUUCAAGGACCUCACAUUAUCUUGCCAAGAUCUUCAAGGAUUGUUCAUAUUCCUGCCAAGAUCCUUGAUGAUCUUGUUAAACUUUAGAGGUCAUGUCAAACAUUUUGAAGAUCCUUAAAGUUCUUGGCAAAAAUGUCGUAGAUCCUUCAAAAUUUUGUUAAGAAAAUCAGAAGAUACUUAAAGAUAGGUUUAUGGGGUGAAGCAUGAACUUAGCCUUAACCUUGUUAACUAUUGAAGAAUGGAUGUAGAGGUCUGAUAUGUAAACUUGGUGUAAACAACACAGGUGACAAUAGGUUUAGGGCCAAAAGAAGAAACCUCAUAGUAAGUUCAAAAGAAAAACUGAACCAAACAUUGAAAAAAGGAAGAUAAAAAUAUUUCUUAUUGCCAUAUGAGAAUUAGUCAUCCUCUUUUAACAAUUGAAAAAGGCCACAAAGAAACAAAACAAUAUAUAAAGAUUGAUUAUACACAACUUUUGAAUUGUCUUAAUCAAACACUUUUUGAAUUGCCAUUUUAAAUAAAUAAAACAAAUACAAAGUACUACUUUUAUUCAAAAUUUAGGGCCAAGUACCUUUGAGCUGUACCAUAUUUCCUUGAACAAGCACCCAGGCACUUAUUUUAUAUUCUGCCCAGAAGGAGGGGUGCUUAUUGGGAGAAGGUCUCUUAAGCGAGGGGGUCACUUAUUAAGAAAUUAUCAACAUGUUCAGAUUCCAUGGUGCUUGAAGCUUAAAAAGUUCCAGAAAAAACUUGGCUGCUGUAAUAGAAACAGGUUUUCCUUUUAUCCCUACUAUUUAAGAAAGAGAGGGAGAAGGGGGGGUGCUUAUUUGACAGGCACGCUUGUUUGGUUUUAUGGCCUAGGAGGUUGGUGCCUAUUUGGGGGAGGGUGCCAAUUAGAGCCACGGGGUGCUCAUUUGAAGAAAUACAGUAUCUAAGGAUAAUUAUAAUCACUGAGUCUGUUUCUUCCUCAAAUCAUUACACUUUUGAUUGAUAGCCCUUUGAAUAUCAGGCCACAAUUUGUUCAUGGUCUUUGCUGAGUACUUCCUUAUGAUACAACCUGGAAAGAAAAAAAAACAGAGAACUUGUGGGUUGUGGCAUUCAUCAUAUAACUCUUUCAUUUUCUGCAUGAGUACAUUGUACUAUCUGUGGACUUGUAGCAGACUUUCAACUCACUUCCACCAAAACUGCAAACUCAUCUCAACACAACAACUGAUUCAUGUCCAUUCUGCCAACAAUUAAUUGACAACACUUAUGCUGAAAAAGUGAAAUAUUUUUGGGAUCAAGUGGUGUCCUCUUAUACUUGCCUUUCAAAGGAGGAACCAUCCCCACCAACAUUUCCUCUUAUGUGAACACUACCCCUGCCAACCUGGUAGCAUACCAUGUUGGGUCCUUCAGGGGUACCUUUUUCAAAUGCAAGUUUUCAAUUUGUGUACAUUUUAAUUACUGCUCAAAGUUUAGCAACCAAGAGAAAAUAGAGUACUGGAGUGCAAAAUCUGAUAGUCUGGGGCUCAAUGCCCUUGUAGCACUCAUUUGUUGUUUAUUUAGCUCUUGUAACAUAAUAAGUGACAUCUUUCUUUAGUCAUUAUUUACCUUCAUUAUGCCAUAAUUUCUUUUUGAAGGCCACCCUGACUGUAGCAUUACUUCUGGCAACACAAAGAAGACUAAUUGAGGCUGCAGGAGAGGUGAAAAAGUAAGUUCCUGAAGUACUUUUUCCCAGGCCAUUCCUUUAAUUUGAUUUAUUUCCAAUCUUUAGCCAUUUUAAUGCCAAUAAAGAUGUAUAAGUACACCACACAGAGGUAUCUUCCUUGAAUAGUCCUUUGUUUGAUACAUUUUUAGAUGCAAGUGAGAAAAACCAGGCCUAUGUAUAGCAACUGUUAUAAGAAGUUAAGGCUAUUGGUGAAAGUUUGGAUUAGGCUGAUUGAAAAAAACAAUUCUUGUCCCGGUUUACAUUAUCCUGCACCCUAAGGUACAACAUAUGAUCAGAAAAAAAUUUAUUAAAAAAUUAUCAGUCGUUAACCCUUUCAAUCUCUAGUUUUUCUCCACAAUUGUUGCACAAGCUUGGAAACUAAAAUACUUCUUCCCUUCAAAUUACACUGACCUUCAAGGAAUCCUUCUAACAGGGAUCCCACUCACAGAAUUCCUACUCACAGGGUACCUACUGACCUGCUUGAAGUACCUUUCAAAUCUGCUAACAAAUAGCAAUCAAAAUUAUUUCAUUGUGACAUUUUCUAGUGGAGGAUGGGGAACAUGGAAACCUCUUUGGAUGUGUGGACGAACACUAACAGGCAGUACUGUUGGCAUUGUUGGAUUUGGAAGAAUUGGUUAGUAGCAGAGAACACAAAUACUAUUUUAUUACACUUUUACUGCUAUCUGAGUAACAAGGGUCCUAACCAUUUAACUUUUGAAAUUGCUUGAGUUACAUAAAACUAUCCAAACGAUGGCAACAAACUUGUCAGCUUGAUGAAGUUCUCUUAAUAUAAGACUUAAUUCUCCAAACUAAUUCAAAAGAAAUUGUCUGAAAGCUCGAAGGGAGGAUUACUCUUAAGGGAGAUCAACUGAGUGGAUAACAGUCACAUUCAAGGGAAGGAUUCGGGGGGUCUGGACUCCUGUCAAACAGAUGGGUAUAUUUACCACUUAUUUGAAACAAAAAUUCUUCCAACCAUUGGAUUGUAUAGAUCAUGCCAGUACAUGUACUCAACUUUGGAUAUCUGAAAUUUAACUGUCUUGAAAUAUUUCUUAGCUUAUUACAUGCUCUAGUGUAGAGAAAAACUCAGUAAUUUCUGUCAAAUUACAGUUUUGACUACCUUCCUCGAUCAAAAAAUCCUGUAUCCACCACUGACAUGAAGUACUGUUUUAAAGGAAAGUUACUGAUCUGAUCUCAGAAAAAAAAACGGAAAUCUUGCGCCAAACUACUGUACCUUUUAAAUGAACUGAUAAUAUAUGAUUAUUUGGGUAGAUAGUUCAGUUAUCUUUCAAUUAUUAUCUCUGCAUAAGAGCCAUGUUUUGUCAUUCAUUGUUCAGAUUAGCCACAUCCCAGUGUGUUCUCCUCAAUUGCAGGCAUUGCUGUGGCACAAAGACUAGCUCCAUUUGGUGUCUCUAGAUUUCUUUAUUGUGAUGUCAACAAGAAGCCCGAAAGUGGUAAGACUUUAACCAUAUAUUAACGUUCGUUUCCUUACAUGAACGUAGCUUUACAGCUGUGGAACUUUCCAUAACAGCCACCCUGAGGACAGAGAAAAAAGGUAUUGUUGAAACGUGGCUGUUAUUGGAAGUUAUAGGGGUGAUGUAUGACAUUUGUUUUUUAAAAGGCAUUUGACUAUAUUUUUUGUUUUGGUUUUGAAAAAUGCUUAGUCUGGCAUAUCCUUACAAGCGGAAGUAUCGCAGGACUGAUACCAUGAAGGGUGGGUAUCGGGAGACAGAGGGGCACAAACGUACGGGAGGCAGGAGGCUGGGAGCCCCCUGUCUCCGCACCCUGAAAACCUAAAAUUAAUUUGGGUGAUUGCAUUAAAUAUCAACUUUUGUUCCAUGCUUAAUGUAAUGGGUUUCAGAUACAGUUGAGUGAAAUACUGCAGUGUGUACAUGUACAGUUGGAGACAAUCUGUAGCUAAAACAAAUCUUUUGAUUUCAGUGGAAAAAUUGGUUUCACCAAAGGCAGAGCACGGUACGAUUUUACUUUUCGUUAAGUGUAAUGAUGUCUGCUUACUACAAGUAGGUUUGGUAUUGUUUGGGAUGAAUUAUAAAUUUGCUGGUGGAUAAGAUAGCAAAUCAUUAAUUAAUCUCAACAGGUUAAUUGCAGUUAGGGUUAUUUUUCGGUUAUGAAAAAAGUCUGCCUUACGCGAAUGUAAUAUCCUCGUAUUUCAGUUGACAUGGACACCCUGUUGAAAGAAUCCGACUUUGUGAGUGCACACACAGCUCUGACAGAUGAAACAGCAGGUAAAAAUGAAUGGCACCUUUUUUGGCUGUCGAUAUGAAACCAAAACUAUAAUAAUCACAGAGGAAUCAGAAAAAGAGAAAUUUGUCAACCGUUUUACUCCAAUUCUCGUGGCUGUCUACCAUAUAUUUCUUACAAAGUUUGUUCUGAGAAGUUGGUCUCAUUCAAUAGAUUAGAGUUCGUAAGGUAGAGAUGUUCUCAAAGAUGCCAAAAAACCAUUUUUUGUAGGAAUGUUCAAUAGGAAUGUCUUUUCCAAGAUGAAAAGAAGUGCAGUGUUUAUCAAUACCAGUAGGUAAGGUGAAAAGGGAGUGUUUUGAUCAUUGGAGCUUUGUCUUUCUGUUGUAAGAGCUGUCAGUGUCUGUGGACGAUGUCUUUUUCACAAAUGUUAUUACAUACGUCUGUAGACUCUGUUGAGUUAUAGAACACAGAUAACGCUCAGCCGAAUGUGUCUCUGAUGUUCUUACCAUAUUUGUUUGAAAUUGUGUUCAAAUAACUUGAUUGACUUGUUGAGAUCAUUUAUUUGCAAAUUUCUUUAUCUUUAUUAAGAGGAGGAGUGGUAAACCAGGAGGACUUGUAUGAAGCACUUAAGAGUGGACAAAUAUGGGUGAGUAAACAUCUGUUUAGUCAGGAGACUCGGUGACCUAGGAAUUAGCGCGCUGAAUUGUGCAUCGAGAGGUUUGGGUCUGAGCUCUGACUGAGACAUUGUUCUUCCUAGGCAAGACUGCUCUCUCAAUCCCACCAAUCAGGAAUUUAGAUUAGUAGCGAUGGAUUUUCAGGCCAUAUGAUGAAAAACUAUGGGAGGGGGGCGGGAGAGUACACAGUUAUGUCGUGCUCGAUGUACGAAUACAUCUCUAGUAUAUCAUUUCCACACAACAGUACUGCUAUGAUUUGAAUGAGACGAUUGCCUUGAGAAAUCAAAGUAUGUCUGGAAUUGGCUAUCCUCGUUUCCGCCGUGCGUUUCUCUGCUUUUGAAGUACACUCAAAGCAUUUUAGUCUGUCCUUCGUUCCUUUGCGCUUUUUUCGUAUAAAUUAAACCUUUCCCAGGGUUUUUUUCAUAGAUAAGUCGCCGAGCGAAUCCAUGCUGCGCGGGUUCAUCGUUAGUCUUAUAGAAGAAUGGGCAUAUUCUUCUAAUGUUAAAUAAAAUUUAAGCUGUACUUGCAUUUCUGAAUAGACGGCAAAAUGUGCCAUGCCUUAAACCGCAUUUUAAUAGCAAGUUUUUUUGUUAAAAAGUUCCUCCUCAGCGGGAAGUAGUACAUCAGUUAUAGGGGAAAAUAACUUUUCAAAGGAAAGCUCGUUAUAUAUUUACGCCUUUGUUAUUGAUUUUGUUGUUGUUCUUUGUAGGGUGCUGGACUGGAUGUUACAGUUCCUGAACCUCUUCCAACAGAUCACCCGCUUUUGUCUCUAAGCAACUGCGGUAAGAAAAAAAUUUGUAUUUUAAAACAUGUAGGCAUUGAGAGAUGUAACAAAAGCAAGACACGCAAUUACUGAAGUUGUAUCUUGUCAGCUGUUUUUUUUUUUUUUUCAGCAUUUGGGGAGUUAGAAAAAGAAAAGAGAUUGUCCGAUCUAUGAUGAUAUAAGUUACCUUUACUAGAAAUUUAAAAUGGGACCACGUUCUCUGUUCUCACUUUAUUACUUUUCCUACGACGCAUUUUUCUCAAUUUUGGUCCCCAUUUGGAGACUGAAAAAGCUAAUGGUAAGCCCUUCAACACAGCGCUUAAACUUUUGCGCAUUUGCGAACGUUGUAGUGAAUAUGUGGCAUGCUUUCGUGCUGUCAGAGCCAAGUUGCCUCACACGAGUUACACCAACCACACAUGCCAGUAAGUCACGGUGUUUUUGAAGAAUGUAACUCUCGGUGAAGCUCAAACAGAAUGGGAAAUCAACAAGAUACCCGUUCUUAAGUAAGCUUUGUGUUCGUAAAGAAGGGAGCUUUUCUUUUCCAUUCUUUUGUUUCGUUUUACAGAUUUCUAUGAAGGAUUCAAUUUUCUUUCGCUUAUUUUGCGGGAAACGUGUUGUUUCUUCUGUUAUCCUUCGAAAUUUUGCGCGGGGAAUUGGCGUGCGGGUGGCCCAAAUUGAUUCCUUCGCACAUGCCUGACAGACAUGACAUACAAUGGGGGAAUUGAAAAUGUAAGCAAAAAAGUCAUUUUGUGCCUUAUUUUCCUCGUUUCAGUUAUACUUCCUCAUAUUGGCAGUGCAGAGGAAUCCACUAGAGAAGCUAUGGCAACCUUAGCCGCGAGAAAUCUCUUGGCCGGACUUGCAGGAGAAAGUUUACCCGCUCAAGCUAAAUAAGAAGCCUUUUAAUUAGCUUCCACCCAAUUCCAUCUUCAUCCAAUCCCUCUUCAGGGUAUUGUACGGAGUGUUGUGGGGUCGUGGAAUGUAAUUCGGCUAGAGACAAGAUAUUUUUCUUACGUGUAUUCUGAGGCAAAUGCAACGCAAUUGAGGAACGUUUAUAUAGGGACUGGUGUGAGUAAUGCAGGAAAUUAAGCUUAACGAAUCGCAUACCCAUGAACCUUUACAAGAUUUCCUCUGAGCUGGUUAGGGUGUUACAUCCAGAGAACGUAAUAGCAGAGGUCUUGUGAGCGAAAUUUUGUGGAAUUUGAUGGUACAAACGACAUGAUUCUUUUAUGAAAUGCUACAGAGAAAUUUACAUUUAGUGCAAACUAUAUUUAUCUGCUAUUAAAAGUAAAUGGAUACGUCAUGAAGUAACUGUGGAUAAAUACAAGUGACUUUAAUUUUAUUUGUAUUCAUGUGUUAAGCCGUCUUUUCUGUUUCCUUCUGGCCAAAUGAAAUUGAUAUGUUUGAGUAACCACAACAAAAUUUCCGCG